GGAGCAACCCGUUCUAUUUUUCAUGCAUUAGGCGAUUUGUGGCAAAAGCCGAGGACUUGAGUUCAAACUGAAAUUCUAGUCUUUGGGCUGAAACAAACUACUAUCUCUAUCCCAUUUAAAGGUUAUCGUUCACUAUUCUCCGAUCAACGUGCAUUGUUCUUAAUUUUUUACUUUAUAUAUCCAAUAUUUAUCAAAUUCAAAUUUUCUUGAAUAAGCUUUGUAGCGGUUUUAAUGUAAUUUCUAAAUAUGUAAAUUUUAUUUACUAAAAAUAAUUCUACUAAUGACAGGGAUCAGUUAACUUUAUGGUCAGUCAAACGUCGUAAACCGUGUAAGAACGUUUUAAUGACAGGGAUCCCUAUCUCAUUGAGAGAUUGAACACAAAUCAAGUUAGAUCCUCCCCAAAUCCAUUGAAAUAUCACAAGAGUUUUUUAGAAUUUGAGGAGAUCGAUGAAGAAUUGUGGAGGUGUUCGUGUGAAAUUUCCAGAUCUCGAUAUGUGAUUUGGCAACAAACUUCAUCUGCGAUUCUGGAUUUCGAUUUCGAUGUUGUUAAUCCCGUAUCUACCCCAGUGAAAGGGAUUUUCAGAACCUCACUGUCAAUGCCGGGGUCCUAUUUCGUCGCAGGCAGCAGAGAUCUCCGAGAAUUUCAUUGGUUUCAUGCUCGUCGCUAGAACUAGAGCUUUGGACCUCCGCGAUUAAUGGCCUGAAGAAGGAAAAUCGAGCUUAAACCUGUCCCCAGCACUCGAUAUAAGAAGCCUUUUCUGCCGUUAAUGGCGCCCAUCCCUUUUCCGGUGACCAGCAGCGCCAUUGGGAUAGGAGCAUGAGCUCCGCCGCUUUUGGCUUCAGGACUUGUGCGUGGGAUCUCCGACGUUGUUACCACACUCGCCGGAAAGUAGCGGCCAGGCGGGGUUGUUCUUUCUCGUCCAGCAACUCCCAAAUUAUUGCUCCUCCUCCAUUAUUGCUUGCCAAGGGAUUGUCCAAUGGAACUAGCGACCAGGGUCCUUCUUCCCUCGUCGGUGACUGGUAUCUGGUAUCUGCCGGUGUGGCUCCACCAGAUGCUGUUAUGCUGGAAGCUCAUGGAUGUCUUCACAGCAAACUCCCAAAUUUGGCAGACAAGGAAAUACGGCCCAGCCCCCCAUGCGAGAGGGGUUCACAUUUUGGGUCCAGAAUGGUUCCUCAGCUGGCUACAAUUCAGGACGCUCAUUUUCAGUCCAAAUAAAAAAGCCAAGUGCCCAAUACUCCUAUUUAUACACUUAAAAUAUUUAUUAAGUGAUAGUAGUGUAAUUAUUACUAUUAUUAAUUAUAUUAUUUCCACCACCAUUAUGGCGGGUUAAAAACCCCCGAGGUGGUGAAGACCAUUAUGACGGAUUAAAAUUUCCCGAGGUCGCUAAUGAUGCAUUAUUAUUGGCGUUAUUAUUUUUAUCACCGCCAUUAAACCAGGUCAGAAAACCCCAAAAUGGUAGACCCGAGCUCUAGUCCACCGAACAUCUUUAUUUGAUGAUACGGAUUAUAUUUAGGUCCAUCGACCUACCCUAGUCACUUUUAUAUGGUGACUCGGGCAUCUAAAAUUGAGAGCCGCU
This is a messenger RNA of Cuscuta europaea, 1577 nucleotides long. NCBI's taxonomy places the organism in Eukaryota, Viridiplantae, Streptophyta, Magnoliopsida, Solanales, Convolvulaceae. The record is from the annotation of a GenBank genome assembly.